AAAAAUGCAUCGGACCGCCCGAAAUUUUGCGGAGAUCAAGCCGAAUUUGUUGUUCCGAAAAGCAAAAAUGGCUAGGAAAUCCGCGGAGAAAUAUGUGGCCAAAAAAAUUCAAGUACCUGAACUGCAAGGAGAAGCACUUUUUGGCUUACAUUCGGUUUUAGAGGCAAUUCGUUCUGGAAAACGCGAUUUUCAUUCAGUUUUUCUGAAAAAAGCUGUCGAAAACCGUGCCGAUUCUGACGCCCGAAUCAAGGAAAUCCUCUCACGAAUCGAUGAGCUCGGAAUUCAAAAAACUCUGCUAACUGAUGACCAACUCGAUCGGCUCACCGAGUUUCAGCUUCACAAUGGAAUCUGCAUGGACGCCAGCGCUCUGCAAUUCUCAAAUUUCGAGCCGAAAACCGUGUCGAUUUUUGUGGAUAAAGUGUUGGAUCCUGGGAAUUUGGGUGCAAUCGGAAGAAGUGCAUGGUAUUUUGGAGCCGAUGGGCUUGGACUUGUCAAGGGAAGAGGACCCAAAUCGAUUACCCCGGCAAUGAUCAAAUCAUCGUGUGGAGCCCUGGAGCAUCUUCCAGUACAGCAAUUUCUCAAUUUCAACGAGUUUCGCGACAAAAUCAAAGCUGCCGGCGGUGAACUCGUGGCGACUUGUGAUCCUGGUGCUGCUGAAAAGGCUGGAAUUUCGGCAAAAUCACUGGAUCAGUGGACACCGGAAAAACCCGUGGGCAUUGUGCUCGGCGACGAGGGUGUCGGAAUUAGUCGGGGGAUUCUGAAUCUUUGUGAUACUGUGAUAUCGAUUUCCCCAGUGAGGAAAGACGGAUCCAAUGUGACUUCGUUGAAUGUUUCAGUUGUUGCAGGCAUCCUCCUUCACCACAUUUCACUACAAAAUCGUACAAAUUGAAACAAGCAGCCAUUUGGAGACGCUCAAAAUUUGCACACCUGCUCACGGAGCCACCGCCUCUGGAUAUUAAUAGUCAUGUACAACCCCCUAUAUAAUUGAGUGACCGGUCGUAUCCAUUUGUUAACAGAAAAUAUGUUCCUAUUUUUCCUGAUAUUCCUGUUCUCUUUUGUUACUGCUAAUGAAAAUUAUAAUGAUAAA
Molecule: messenger RNA, 1087 nt
Organism: Caenorhabditis elegans
Lineage: Eukaryota; Metazoa; Nematoda; Chromadorea; Rhabditida; Rhabditidae
Gene: Y45F3A.9
Product: rRNA methyltransferase 1, mitochondrial
Exons: 6
Coding region: 5-889 (294 amino acids)
Biological process (GO): rRNA methylation; RNA processing
Cellular component (GO): cytoplasm; mitochondrion
Molecular function (GO): methyltransferase activity; RNA binding; RNA methyltransferase activity
Source: RefSeq, marked reviewed